This is a messenger RNA of Fonsecaea pedrosoi CBS 271.37, 909 nucleotides long. RefSeq lists its product as uncharacterized. The coding region runs from base 1 to 909 and encodes 302 amino acids. Gene Ontology annotation, molecular function: peptidase activity. The transcript is spliced from 3 exons. NCBI's taxonomy places the organism in Eukaryota, Fungi, Ascomycota, Eurotiomycetes, Chaetothyriales, Herpotrichiellaceae. Gene Ontology annotation, biological process: proteolysis. The record is from RefSeq and is a predicted model, not a curated record.
AUGGUCGAAGCAAACAAGUUCACUGUCCAAAUCGAUGAUGGCGCCAAGUUACAUGUCAAGGUCUUCGGACACGACUCAUCCAACUCCAAGCCUCUGCUGAUGGCCCUUCAUGGAGCACCGGGACUGUUCACUCAUGCGGAGCCCGAGGCCUGUUUCGCCCAUCUCUCUUCGCUCUUCCAAGUUCUAGUCUUUGAUGGAAGGGGAAGUGGUGCGUCUGACAUGAGUGGGCCGUUCACGCAUGAACGCUGGAUGAAAGACAUCGACUAUCUCAGGGCCUGGACACAGGUAGAAACGUUUGUCCUUGCUGGCCAUUCUUAUGGCGGCUUUCUCGCCCUUGACUAUGCUGUCAACUAUCCAGGCCGCUUGAAGGGCCUGAUCUUGAUUGAUACGUGGACGGUCGGAACUUUGGGCGCGAUGGGUGUUCUGGCCAACAUCUUGUUGUCGGAUCGGGUCAAGGUGGACAAGGAUCGUCAGGUCCGCGUCUGGUCCGGCAAUCUGCUCAACGACGAGGAUUACCGGGAGGCGAUUGCAGAACUGCUCCCCUUUUAUGCACCUCCAGAGCACGCUUCGUUGAAGAGGACAUCGGAUUCUGGGAAUCAGGUUACUACCUCUGGCGAAUUCUUUGGCCCAGGUGGCAAUUUUCAUUCCAAGACCCAAAAUUGGGCGUUUGGUUAUAACAUGCCUCGUUUCGACGUUCGACAGCGACUCCGGGAUAUCAAAGCUCCUACUCUCGUCGUUGUCGGACGCUAUGAUUAUGUCACCCCGGUGAGCUUUGCUGAGGAGAUGGCCAAAGGCAUUCCAGAUACACAGCUGGAAGUGUUUGAGCAUUCAGGACACAGCCCACAAUCGGACGAAACCGACAAGUUUCGCAAAGUUUUGCUCGGGUUUUUGCAAGCUCGGAUUCUCUGA